Molecule: messenger RNA, 2978 nt
Organism: Etheostoma spectabile (orangethroat darter)
Lineage: Eukaryota; Metazoa; Chordata; Actinopteri; Perciformes; Percidae
Product: IQ motif and SEC7 domain-containing protein 1
Exons: 12
Coding region: 10-2724 (904 amino acids)
Biological process (GO): regulation of ARF protein signal transduction; actin cytoskeleton organization
Molecular function (GO): guanyl-nucleotide exchange factor activity
Source: RefSeq, a predicted model, not a curated record
AAAAGGCCAAUGGGUGGCCCUUUCCCGGGAUGGUGGAGCCGCCCAUGGCCAGGGCCCGGACCAGGGCCAGCCCUCAGCCCUGACGAUUUUCACCCCCUUUACCCACGGGGUCCAGCCGGGGCCCCAAAGACCCCCCGCCCCAACUCCAGCAAUCGCUACCCCCCCGCAAGCAGGCUGAGGAGGGCCAUCACGGGGGCCCCUCCUCUCGGAAGUAUGACUCCUUUUGACCUCCAGGACAAACAGGUGGAAAUGCUGGAACGUAAAUAUGGUGGACGAUUCAUAACUCGGCAUGCGGCCCGCACCAUCCAGACAGCCUUCCGGCAGUAUCAGAUGAACAAGAACUUUGAACGUCUCAGAAGCUCUAUGUCUGAGAACCGUAUGUCCAGACGCAUUGUUCUCUCCAACAUGAGGAUGCAGCUCUCGUUUGAGGGCCCCGAGAAAGUGCACAGCUCCUACUUUGAAGGGAGACAGGUGUCCAUGACAGAGGAUGGCACCCCGCUGUCCAUGGUGAAGUCUGAAUGUGGAGAUAUAGAGGUCCACCAACAGUCCAACAUGGCACCUCACCAAGCCCCACAAGGCGACCUGACAGAUGCCAUCACGGAGCUGGAGGACGCCUUUUCCAGGCAGGUGAAAUCUCUGGCUGAGUCGAUAGAUGAUGCACUGAACUGUCGCAGCCUUCAGGGCGAUGAGGGUCCUGACCCAGAGACCAUGGGCUGCUCCAAGGUGGAAAGGGAAGUGCCCUAUCAAGUGAAGUCCCACCGCAGGGCAGCUGGACGAAUGCACGACGAAACAUUGGCAUCCUAUAGCGAUGUCACUCUGUUCAUCGAUGAGGAGGACAUGUCCCCCUCUAUUGCUCUGUCGAGAUCAGGGGACCAGCCCUCCAGCACAGAAUCAGACUUGCGGUUGCGGUCAGUCAACUCGUCCCAGGACUACUGGCCUAUUGACCCCAAAGAUGAGGGUCGUGACACAGACACGAGCUGCCGCAGCACUCCUUCUCUAGAGUGCCAAGAGCAGCGACUUAGAAUGGACCAUCUUCCUUUGUUGACCAUAGAACCUCCUAGUGACAGCUCUGCAGAGCUCAGUGACCGGUCUGACCGGGGCUCUGUCAAACGGCCGCCUGUGUAUGAACCGCACAGCCACAUUGUAACGUCAUCCCAGGCGAGCCCUAAACACAUUUCCCACGGACCCCCGCCCCGAGCUUCCUCCCGCGACGAUGAGCCACCUCUGCGCCACCGCCAGCGGCAGCUGGAAAGCCACUUAGCCAUCAACGGCUCAGCCAACAGACAGAGCAAGUCCGAAUCGGACUUCUCGGACGGGGACAACGACAGCAUCAACAGCACAUCCAACUCUAACGACACCAUCAACUGCAGCUCCGAGUCCUCGUCGAGAGACAGCCUUCGAGAGCAGACGCUCAGCAAGCAGACUUACCACAAAGAGACUCGCAACAGCUGGGACUCGCCCAUCUUCAGUAAUGAUGUUAUUCGCAAGAGACACUACCGGAUCGGCCUGAAUCUCUUCAACAAGAAGCCGGAAAAGGGUAUCCAGUACCUGACUGAGAGGGGAUUCAUCCCUGACACACCGGUUGGUGUGGCUCACUUCCUGCUGCAGAGGAAGGGGCUGAGCCGGCAGAUGAUUGGAGAAUUUCUCGGCAAUCGACAAAAACAGUUCAACAGAGAUGUCUUGGACUGCGUGGUAGAUGAAAUGGACUUCCAGAGUAUGGAGCUGGACGAGGCUCUCAGGAAAUUUCAGAAUCAUAUCCGUGUUCAGGGUGAAGCCCAGAAGGUAGAGCGGCUCAUCGAAGCUUUCAGCCAGCGCUACUGCAUCUGUAACCCUACAGUGGUGCGGCAGUUCAGGAACCCUGACACAAUCUUCAUCCUGGCAUUCGCCAUCAUCCUCCUCAACACUGACAUGUACAGCCCCAACGUCAAGCCCGAGAGGAAGAUGAAGAUGGAGGACUUUAUAAAGAAUUUAAGAGGUGUUGAUGAUGGGGAAGAUAUCCCUAGGGAGACUCUGGUAGGCAUCUAUGAGAGGAUCCGUAAGAGAGAGCUCAAGACCAACGAAGACCACGUCUCGCAGGUGCAGAAAGUUGAGAAGCUCAUUGUGGGAAAGAAACCAAUUGGAUCACUCCACCACGGCCUGGGAUGUGUGCUGUCGCUGCCCCAUCGCCGGCUGGUGUGUUACUGCCGUCUGUUUGAAGUGCCAGAUCCCAACAAGCUCCAGAAGCUGGGCCUGCAUCAGCGGGAGAUCUUCCUGUUCAAUGACCUGCUAGUGGUGACUAAGAUUUUCCAGAAAAAGAAGAACUCGGUGACGUACAGCUUCAGACAGUCCUUUUCUCUGUAUGGAAUGCAAGUCAUUCUGUUUGAAAAUCAGUAUUACCCAAAUGGAAUCAGACUUACAUCAGUGAUUCCAGGUGCGGACAUCAAAGUCCUCAUCAACUUUAACGCACCCAACCCCCAGGACCGUAAGAAGUUCACAGACGACCUACGAGAGUCCAUUGCCGAGGUCCAGGAAAUGGAGAAAUACAGAAUAGAGUCUGAGCUGGAGAAGCAGAAGGGGGUGGUGAGGCCCAGCAUGUCGCAGAGCUCCGGUCUGAAGAAGGAAGCUGGCAACGGGAACAUGAACCGCGCAAGUCUGGAUGACACCUACACCAUGGGCGAGGGCCUGAAGAGAAGCGCCCUCAGCAGCUCCCUGCGAGACCUCUCUGAAGCAGGGGUCCAUCAUUAGCAGUCCACACACACGCCGGAGAGCCACCACGCCACGUGAGAGCGCACCCCGCGGGCAACCCUCCGUCCCUAACUCAGCAUCGACUUCCAUCCUUGGGUCGCUCUUUGGCAGCAAGCGAGGCAAACCGUCAUCCCAGAGCCACUCCCCUUUCCCUCAACCUGGUCAACCCACUCUCAUUUCCCACAAGCCCCACCCGACCAACCUGCACCACACAGCACAGGUAGCAAAUACGGUGCAACUCCACGGCCACCAUU